Xenopus laevis (African clawed frog) is the source of this 4156-nucleotide messenger RNA. RefSeq names its product zinc finger CCCH-type containing 12B S homeolog (gene zc3h12b.S). The record is from RefSeq and is a predicted model, not a curated record. Gene Ontology annotation, molecular function: metal ion binding; mRNA binding; RNA endonuclease activity. The transcript is spliced from 6 exons. Gene Ontology annotation, cellular component: cytoplasmic ribonucleoprotein granule; PML body; nucleolus. The coding region runs from base 393 to 2957 and encodes 854 amino acids. Lineage: Eukaryota; Metazoa; Chordata; Amphibia; Anura; Pipidae.
AGUCUUAUAAUCAUUACAGUGGAGGAGAUGUGUUACAGAAGACUACACUUCCCAGAAGCCCUAUGUGGUGCUGCUGCCCCCAGAUCAGAGCAGUUGUAACACUGUGCCCGUUGCAUUGUUUUGCUGGAAUUUUAUUUCAUUCCCCAGGACGGAUAAUUGCUGGGUGAGGAGAAUGGGAGAUGAGCAGGAGAUCAUGUGCAAACUGGAGAGCAUUAAAGAGAACAGGUAUCUGUUACCUCUCUGGGCACAUCCGAAUGCUCAAAGCAAGAAACACUAACAUUGGAUCUCAGGACGGUCUCGUACAGUCUUCAUGAUGCUACUGAAUAUCCAUCUUUGCCAGUACUGAAAGUGAAAGAGAAGAGCUUGGGGUUUUUGGCUGCCAGCUCAACGUGAUGACGGCUUGGUCCAUGGUCAAGAAAUUGGAAAUGCAAAAGAGGCCCUCCAAAGAGAGGGUAGCUGAAAAAGAGAUGGAGUACUCACAGGACCUGGGGGACUGCAGUGGGGAAUCUGAUGAAUGGACCAGCUCAGAAAGUGAAGCAGAGCAGCAAAUAGGGAGGAGUGGACUGGGGGGAUAUGGUAACACCUUAUUUAAGGAAUUGGAUAUUUCCAGCAAACCCCAUCGUCAGCUGUGCAGGUCUCCUUGUUUGGACCAUCCUAGUUUCUCUCAGAGCAGCAUUCAGGCCCUCACGGACAACCAAAUAAAACUUGAGGACGCAAAGAGCAAUCUCAACAGGGAAUACCAAGCAAAGAUGGACUUUGCCUUAAAGUUGGGCUAUACUGGGGAACAGAUACAAGCUGUCCUUAACAAGCUGGGUGCAGAAGCACUUAUUAAUGACAUCCUGGCUGAGCUGGUGAGGCUGGGCAACAAGGGAGAGUCAGAGACGCAAAGCAGUGGAGGAAGUGGGAGCAGUGGAAUCCUGGUACCCAGGGGACCCUGUACCAAAGAGAUUGCUAGUCCAGAACUGUCUUUAGAAGAUGAAAUCGUAGACAACAAUGAAAAUCUAAGACCUAUUGUUAUUGAUGGAAGCAAUGUUGCUAUGAGCCAUGGGAAUAAAGAGGUCUUCUCCUGCCGAGGGAUACAGCUGGCUGUGGAGUGGUUCUUGGAGAAAGGCCAUAAGGACAUUACUGUGUUUGUGCCAGCAUGGAGGAAAGAGCAAUCCCGCCCUGACGCACCAAUCUCAGAGCAGGAAAUUUUACGGAAACUGGAGAAGGAAAAGGUUUUGGUAUUUACACCUUCCCGCAGGGUGCAGGGCAGAAGAGUGGUGUGUUAUGAUGAUCGAUUCAUAGUUAAGCUUGCCUUUGAUUCUGAUGGAAUCAUCGUGUCCAACGACAACUAUCGUGACCUCCAGAAUGAGAAACCGGAGUGGAAGAAAUUUAUAGAAGAGCGCCUCCUUAUGUACUCAUUUGUGAAUGACAAGUUUAUGCCUCCAGAUGAUCCUUUGGGAAGGCAUGGUCCCUCUCUGGAAAACUUCCUGAGAAAAAAGCCUGUUAUCCCUGAGCACAAGAAGCAACCCUGUCCUUAUGGUAAAAAAUGCACAUAUGGGCACAAGUGUAAAUAUUACCAUCCUGAACGUGUGAACCAGCCUCUGCGCUCAGUGGCGGAUGAGCUAAGGAUAAGUGCAAAGCUGUCAGCAGUGAAGACUAUGAGUGAAGGUGCUUUAAUGAAAUAUGGAACAGUGCCAUCCUGCAUAAAGGGAGAUGGGAUCAUUGAAACAAAGCGUAUUGCCCCCAAGAGACAGUCAGACCCCAGCAUUCGUUCUGCAGGCGUGGAACCAGAGCAGACACUCUCAGCAGCUCGCAAAUCCGAAGCCAAUUCUGUACCAUCCCUGGUGUCUGCUCUGAGUGUCCCAAUCCUUCCCCCUACAAAGAGCCAUGCUGUUAGUGCUUUGAAUACCCGAUCUGCAAGCAGUCCUGUUCCAGGAUCAUCCCAGUUCUCCCACCAGAAGUCAUCUCUGGAGCACAUGGGGAGUGUUCAUUAUCCUCCUAUCCUGGUGACCAACAGUCAUGGCAACUCAGUGAGUUAUACGGAAGAGUACCCAAAAUAUGAGUCUCUAGGAGACCAUGGAUAUUACUCUAUGCUCAGUGAUUUUUCCAACCUGAGUAUUAGUAGCAUGCAUAGCUCAGAAUAUUACCUGCCAGAACAGAAACAAGCAGGUUUUUCCAGGAACUCUAGCCCUUGCCCAGAAAGCUGCAUGAGUCACAAUAGCAGUGGCUCCUACUCCUCUUACAGUGACCUAUAUCUAGGUAUAUCUGACCCUGGCCUUGAAGAUAACAUGAAGCCUGCAAGGCAACUACCACAAAGCCGCCUGCAGCCAUUUGCUCAUGGUUAUCAUGAAGCCUUAACCAGAGUUCAGAGUUAUGGGCAAGAGGAGCCAAUGCAAGCAUCACGGAAACAAUCCUCUUCCCAUUCAGCCCUUCAUAUUCAACAUCCACUCGUUGGAGCACGAUCCAGCUGCCCAGGAGAUUACCCAGGGCAGGAGAACAUGCAUACUGGAGCCAAUGCCCAGCCAGGUAGGGCACUGGUUAUGACACGAAUGGAUAGCAUAUCUGAUUCUCGGCUCUAUGAGAGCAACCCCAUGAGGCAAAGGAGGCCCCCAUUGUGUCGGGAGCAGCAUGCUAGCUGGGACCCCUUACCAUGUCCCACAAAUUCAUACAGCUACCAUUCAUACCCACUGAACAACUUGAUGCAGCCUUGCUAUGAGCCAGUCAUGGUAAGAAGCAUGCCUGAGAAGAUGGAGCAGCUCUGGCAAUCUCCCCACUGGCAACCAAUGUCAGGGGAACCUAGAGAUCAACAUGUCAUUCCAGAACAUCAGUACCAGACCUACAAGAACCUUUGCAACAUCUUUCCACCAGGCAUUGUCCUCUCUGUGAUGGAGAAGAACCCACAUAUGACAGAUGCCCAACAACUAGCAGCCGUCAUUGUUUUACGGUUAAGAUCGGGUCGUCACCAUUGCUAGUCAGCAGUGGACAACAGUAUUCAAACCUGAAUUAAUUUUACUACAUAUGUAGAAGUCAUGUUGCGCAGUUCUGUGCCAUUGAUUUUGGACUUAACGAACACACAAAACCUUUAUUUAUUCUUUUUAAAGCUGAGAUUAGGGGGUUGUAUGGCAUUCCUGGUAGAGUGCUUACCUAGUUAUUUUUUCCAUGCUUAGCCUGCAUGACAGGUUGAGUCACUGGAGGGAAGUACAGCUACUUUUGAUUCUUAAUACAGAAGAUGGAAGGGGUGUUUUAAUCCCUCACAUGCUGGAGGUAACAGCAACUUAUUAUUUGCAUUCUGUUGUGUUAAGGUAUAAGGUUCAAGCUGUGCAGAAAACAAACUGUUCAUAUUGAUAGCAAUUUGAAUGCAUGCAUUUGUAUGUAUUUUCAGUGUGGGAUCAGUAUAAAUGUAUGUGUGCAUACAUAAAUAUGUGUGUAUAUAUACAUAUAUAGAAUAUUUACUUAUCUUUAGUGUACAUGAGGUCCUCUUUGUCGCUGAAGGUCAUUUAAUUGAUGUACAUUCCCAGACAUUUCCAGAUCUUUCUGUAUACUUUUUAACAUCCCCCCCCCAUUUCUCAGUUUCCACUCCUUUUUGAUGUUGUAAUUAGAGAAUAUUAUUUUAUAAACUUCACACUUUGACAGGACAGUUAAUAGCACCUUUACUAAUAAGCUGUAUUUACAAUCUUACUCUAGAGUUCUGACACAGAAAAUAGUCCUGUUGCUUUGGAGGGCUGCAGAUUUGUGGCAACUUAGGGUCCUCUCUGUCCUACCUUAACAACAAACCUGCUUAUUGAAUUCCAACACCCAGUGUCCACCAACAGCUAAACGUUGUCCAGAAGAAUUCUGGGUUUUGUAAUUCACCAACAGGUGGUUGGCCUUGGAUUGGACACCUCUAGCUUUUAUGUUGUGAAAAUGUUGCCAAACCCUCUCACCAGUAGUUUAGCCCCUUAGCAUUUUUCAAGCACAGUGGUUCAUAUAUCUUGAGUUCAAUUCAAACACAAUUUUUAUUGUGGGACUCUAGCAAAGCAUUGCAAAAUAGCUGAACACUAAAGAGGAAUAUGCUCUUCUUAGCAUGGUAUUACCUAUAAGCCAUUUGGUUUGGUAGUGUUUAAUUUAGGGAUGCACCAAAUCCACUAUUUUGAAUUCUUCGUGAAAGAUUCGACUAAACACUGACCUGAAU